GAAGCCGCGGGUGAAAGGCGAAAGCGAGGAAUCGGAAUUAAUGUCGCCUCCAGCAAGGCACGCACACCACCCCCAGGCAGGCCGCAGGCCCCGUGGAGCCGUGGAUUAUAUUCCUCCCGUGCUGCCCCGUCCAAAGGGCCCGAGGCCUCCGCGCAGCAAUUCCUUCCUCCACCCCGAUGCAACGCCAUAUUCUCCCUCGCCUCGCCUCGCCUCUCGCCUCCUCCAGGCGUCGCCUGCAAGUAGGUAGCACGGCCGCGUACGAACAGAUCCGCACCAUAUAUACCGACGCCGCCCGGCUCGCAAGUACCCGCAGGCUCUUCUUCUUCUGCUUCUGUUCUUCUCCAUUGGCUAGGUACACGUAGCAGCCAUCCACCGAUCGAGUAAGCUAGCUAGUAGCGAGGGCUAGCUAGCUGUCUCUGCUGCCAAGGUAGUAGCUUGUCAUCAUCCAUAUGCACGCGGUGCCGGCGGCGACGGCGGCGGUGAUGCCGGGGCCGGUGACCCACGACGACCUGUCCCUGCGCAAGGCGCACGAGCGCCGCGCCGCGCGGUCGAGCGGCCAGGCCGCGGUCGCGCUCGUCGCGCUCUCCGUCAUCUGCGGCCUCGUCGCCUUCGUCCUCUGCCUCGCCGCCGAGGGGUCGCGCUCCGAGGUCUCCCACUACCUCAUGAGCGUGGGCGGCAGCCGGGACCAGCUGGACGUGUGCUUCUACAGCGGCAGCGGCCGCGCCGCGCUCGCCUACGCCGUCGGCGCCUUCGUCCUGCUCGCCGUCGCCAUGUUCGCCGAGCACGCCUACAUGCUGGUCGCCGUCGCCGCGCCCGAGUCAGCGUCCGCGGGCCUCGCCGUCGCGCAGGACAACCCGCGCGUCGCGUCCACCGCCGCCACGCUCACCUGGCAGACCUGCUGCCUCUUCUUCCUCACAUGGAUCUGCUUCGGGCUCGCAGAGGUGCUGCUCAUGAUCGGCAUCGGCGUCGAGUCCGGCCACAUCAGCGACUGGCGCAAGCCGCGGCCAGUGUGCCACCGGGUGCGGCCCGGGAUGUUCGCCGCCGCGGGGAUCCUGGGGCUAAUCACCGUCGUCGUCGGCUUCGUGGUCUACGUCACGGCCGCGCAGGCGCAGCGGCUGCGCGGGCAGUACAACUACGGCGGCGGCGGUCACUUCGUCGGCCCCGACGCUCCAUACCCCGGCGUCCAGCACCAGCACCCGCCGGUGCCGCACCCACACCCACACCCGCACGCUCAUCCAGCGCCAUCCGCGCCGGAGAUUAGGACGGCGCCGUUCCAGGUGGAGCCCAGCCGUGCGUCCCUCAUCACCAAGGAGGUCGCCGAGGUGUGAAACGCUUGCAAAGGGGUCCAAACGGAGCAGAAACAAGACCACAGCCACGGCUACAUUCUUUGCCGCCAUAUUAAGUUCUACAUUCUUUGCCGCCUUUAAAAGUUUCUACCAUGUAAGAAUACUACCAAGACUAUUUCAUUGUAAAUGCCAACUAAUCAUUGUGAAGUGGGUUAGAUGCGCUUUGAGUUGUAAAGGGCUUUGUACCGACCUUUCAAAGAAUAAUCCUGAGAUUUCUGUACUGGAACUACAUCAGCCUGAACCUUGUAUUUGCUACGAAUUUGAGCACCCAGCUAAACUUGGA
This is a messenger RNA of Panicum virgatum (switchgrass), 1629 nucleotides long. RefSeq lists its product as uncharacterized. NCBI's taxonomy places the organism in Eukaryota, Viridiplantae, Streptophyta, Magnoliopsida, Poales, Poaceae. The record is from RefSeq and is a predicted model, not a curated record. Bases 450 to 1328 code for a protein of 292 amino acids. The transcript is spliced from 2 exons.